Molecule: messenger RNA, 6653 nt
Organism: Cheilinus undulatus (humphead wrasse)
Lineage: Eukaryota; Metazoa; Chordata; Actinopteri; Labriformes; Labridae
Gene: pde4a
Product: phosphodiesterase 4A, cAMP-specific
Exons: 15
Coding region: 858-3203 (781 amino acids)
Biological process (GO): signal transduction
Cellular component (GO): perinuclear region of cytoplasm; cytosol; nucleus
Molecular function (GO): 3',5'-cyclic-AMP phosphodiesterase activity
Source: RefSeq, a predicted model, not a curated record
AAUGGUCCACACUGAGCAGGAUGACUGAAUUAUGAUUUUAUGUCCUUUUAUGAUGCAUUCUGGGAAAACAAAACCCGACGAGGAGACCCUGGACAGCAAAGAACAAAGGAUCGCAUGUGGUAUUAGGACAUGUCCAACAUGUUCUCACAGCUCUCUGAUUUACUGAGAAGGAAUGCUUACUGAGUCUUUUCUAAUAAUUGACGUAAAUCACUGGAUCAAACAUCUCCAUGGAGGAAUUACAGGAGACUUCUAAUGUGUGUGCGCGCGCAGAGGGAUGCCCUAGCUCCACAUGAGCCGUGAUAGAUUGGAGUACUUUUAUGGAAAUUGCUUGGAAAUUUCAGCUCAGCUGAAAGAAAUCCGGGCAGCAAUAAUCCCACAGCACCACACACACACACACAUAGAAGCCACCGCUGGCGAUCUGUGUGUCUCUGCAAUAAGUGGCUGAUAAAAGCAAUAAAUUGUCUAAAAUAAAUACAGUCAUCCGGCUGUGCGCUAUGGGCGACGAGGCGUCAAACUUCAGGGGCAGCAGCAGGACCGGUGUUUCAUCACCUAAAGCCAGGACUGGUGAGGAUCAAGGCAGAUAGGAGAUUCUUGGCUAAACUAACCCUGAUCUCGACAGCAGACAAUGAGAUUAAAGAUCUGUGGAUAACUUAUUAGAUGAUCACUGUGACAGUUUUUGAUGUUAUUCAGAAAACAGGAGUCAGAUCUGUGCUGUGCUGGACUUGGACACUUUGAUUUGUUCGCUCGGAGAUCAGAGAGGGACAUGAGACGUUUUGUGCUUGAAAUAAACGAAUACAGCCAUAGCAUUUAAUCAAUAAGUUCACAGAGGGAUCUUUAUUUUUGAUUAUUUUUGCACUAUGAUGGAACCACCACCAUGCUCAAAGAAAAGCCUGUCCCUAUCGCUCCCGGUUCCCCGGGAAGGACAGGCGACUCUGAAGCCUCCGCAGCAUCUUUGGAGGCAACCCCGAACCCCGAUCAAAAUUAAACACCGGGGCUACUCUGACACCGACCGGCAUCACCACCGGCACAUGGAGCGCUCCGACGCCGUGGAUACGAGCGACCGACCAGGGCUGAAAAAGUCUCGGAUGUCUUGGCCGUCCUCCUUUCACGGGACCACAAACACAUCCAUUGGAAACUGUGUCGGGAAUAAACGCUUCGAUUCAGAAAAUGGUCCCUCGCCAGGCCGAAGUCCCAUGGACUCGCAGGCGAGUCCUGGGUUGGUGCUCCACCCUUCUUUCCCUCAGAGCCAGCGCAGAGAGUCCUUCCUCUACCGUUCCGACUCCGACUAUGACACGUCGCCCAAAACCAUGUCACGCAACUCCUCCAUCAACAGUGAGGGGCACGCCGAAGACAUGAUUGUCACCCCUUUUGCUCAGGUGUUGGCCAGCCUACGAACCGUAAGAAGCAACUUCACCAUCCUCGCCAAUGUCACAACACCCACUAACAAGAGGUCACCAGUGACAAGCCAACCCACUGUUCCCCAAGCUACACUCUCUGAGGAGACAUACCAGCAGAUGGCUCGGGAGACUCUGGAGGAACUGGACUGGUGUCUGGACCAGCUGGAGACCAUUCAGACCCACCGCUCAGUCAGCGAGAUGGCCUCUAACAAGUUUAAGAGAAUGCUGAACCGGGAGCUGUCCCAUUUGUCAGAGAUGAGUCGCUCAGGGAACCAGGUGUCAGAAUACAUCUCCACUACUUUUCUAGACAAGCAGAAUGAGGUGGAGAUCCCAUCCCCAACUUUGAGAGAGCGGGAGAAGCCCAUGUGUCACAUCAGCGGUGUGAAGAAGCUCACGCACAGUUCCAGCCUUUCCAACUCCACCAUGCCUCGCUUCGGCGUUAAGACUGAACAUGAGGAUUCAUUAGCCAGGGAACUGAACGAUUUAAACAAGUGGGGCCUUAAUAUCUUUCGUGUGGCUGAGUUCUCGAAUAACCGACCACUCAGCUGCAUAAUGUUCGCCAUCUUCCAGGAAAGAGAUCUACUGAAGACCUUUCGGAUCCCUGUGGAUACUUUUGUCACCUAUGUGAUGACCCUGGAGGACCACUACCAUGCCAAUGUGGCCUACCACAAUAGCCUCCACGCUGCAGAUGUCACUCAGUCCACUCAUGUUCUUCUAUCUACACCGGCUCUUGAUGCUGUGUUUACUGAUCUUGAGAUACUUGCUGCGUUAUUUGCUGCCGCCAUCCAUGAUGUGGACCACCCUGGAGUGUCAAACCAAUUCCUCAUAAACACCAACUCAGAGCUAGCCCUGAUGUACAAUGAUGAAUCUGUAUUAGAGAACCAUCACCUAGCUGUGGGCUUUAAGCUGCUCCAUGAGGACAACUGUGACAUCUUCCAGAACCUUAGCAAGAGGCAAAGACAAAGCCUGAGAAAACUUGUAAUAGAUAUGGUUUUGGCAACAGAUAUGUCUAAACACAUGAGUUUGCUGGCAGACCUCAAAACUAUGGUAGAAACCAAGAAAGUGACAAGUUCUGGAGUACUGCUGCUUGACCAUUACACUGAUCGGAUACAGGUGUUGAGGAAUAUGGUGCACUGUGCAGACCUGAGCAAUCCAACGAAACCCCUGGCUGUGUAUCGACAAUGGACGGAGAGAAUCAUGGAGGAGUUCUUCAGGCAGGGAGAUAAGGAGAGAGAGCGGGGGAUGGAGAUCAGUCCCAUGUGUGACAAACACACUGCGUCUGUGGAAAAAAGCCAGGUGGGCUUUAUUGACUACAUUGUCCACCCACUGUGGGAGACAUGGGGGGACCUUGUGCACCCUGAUGCCCAGGACAUCUUGGACACUCUAGAGGACAACAGGGACUGGUACCAGAGCACUAUUCCACAAAGCCCUUCGCCUCCUCCUGUAGGCCAAGAUAAGGAGUUAAUUGACAAGUUUCAGUUUGAGCUCACCCUCGAAGACAGCUCUCCGAGAGAGCAGGAAGAGGAGGGUGACAAACCAACACUAAACCAUGUUGAACAAGACUGCAGUCAAGGGGAGGAAGAGGAGGGCAAAAAAGAGGAAGAGGAAGACACAAUGGCAGAGGAGGAAAAUGAAGACAUAAUAGAGGAAGAAGAUGAGGUGGCAAUGGAGGAAGAGGAGGUGGAGGAGGAGCAGGAGGAGGAGCUGAAAGCUCAUUUGGAGGUGAGAUCUGAAAAGGAGAGACUUUCUGACACAAGUCCUGUAGAGGAAGAGGAAGAUUCUUCUUCACAAGCUGAAGAUACAUGAGUUCUGCUCCUGUAUCUCCCUCAUCACUUGCACACAUUAUCUUGUUCAUCCUUUCAAUGGCCAAACCAAGAACAAAUAAGACUGCAAAGACGAUUCAGAACUUUGAAUAUAUUUUUCAAAAAAGGGAAUAAAUUAAAAUCGCUCAAAGAGAAGGUAAUUACACAGCAACUGUAGAUUUGGAGUGUGAAAAGUCCUUGGACUUAUUUCACAAUGAACUUUAGACCAAGAGGAAUUUAAGAGAGAAUUUAAGAUGGGCAUCUGAAGAAAGCGUAGCACUCUGGGACUGGAAUGCACACAAAUAAACACACAUCAAGUGACACACAAUAGCAUACGGUAGGGAUAAAUCAUGCAAUGUGUGUAAGCGCAUGCUUCUGUCAUGCUUUAUAACUGGAUCCCUCUUAUUUGCAAAUGCACAGGACACACAGACACACACCCACACACACACUUGACGUAAUGUUUGUAUGUGUGCAUUAACAUGGGGGCCAUUGAUCAUGUAAUGAAUCUCUUUGGAAAAAGCCAUCUCUCAAUGGAGUAUUAACUCGUGUUCAGUCAGUAUUAGUAAUUCAUGUUUGUUAGAACCUCAACAGAAACUGUUCUCCUCAGAAAAGCUACAUGUCAGAGUGACUUUUUUUCCAUUUCUGUCGGAAAGAAAAAUAAGAAUAUCCACAGAGGAGGAUAUUGAAGGAAAGAAGGAUGCUGCGAUGAGGGGGCCGCAUGGCCCCACACCCCUUUUCCCUUUACAAGGAGUGCUACUGGUGCAAGAUGGCUCUGUGCCUUUCAGAAACACCAGCUUCCUGAAUGGAGCUGUCGUGAAGCAAUGCAUUGUGGGCUGGGAGUGUCUGGUUUGUUAUCAUUUUUGAUUGUCUCUUGUUAAGAUCUCUCUUUACUGUUCAUGAUGUUGUGGUGUGUAUCUCAUACGUACAGUUUCUGUGGUGAUAUGUUUUAAGCUGUAAGUCUUCCUUUGUUGCUCUUCUGGUAAUAUAAAACUCAGAACUCUAGAUGCAGAGCAAUCACUACCCGCCACCACAACCACCAGUGGACUCUUUUUCAGCUUAUAGUUUUUUUCUUAGUAGAAUGAUUUUUUUCAGAUAAUAAGCCAUGUGAUGCUUUGAAGCAUAUUUUUUGCCUACUUUCUAUUCGCUAAAUAUGUUGAAGGGAUAUCGAUUUAUUUCAUAAGCGGAACAAAUUAUCACCUGCCAUCUGACACCCUAUUGCACUGUGUGUUUAUGUCUCCUCAAACAUAAUGAUUCUCACCAAAGUAAAGGAUGAGAUACUCUGGAAGUUUGUCAGUGGAAGUGGCAAUUUGUAGAAACAUGGAAAAAAUUGAAAAUCAGGGAGGCGGAAUGUCAAGGGAAAGAAGUGCAACUUGGCCAAAUGGUGGUCUGGCAGCCUCUAAUCAUCCCUGUUAUGUUUGAUGCUUUUUGCCUUAAUGUGAGAUGCAGGGAACAUACCUGCCAGUAUGUAGAUUUACAAGAUAUAAAAUAGAUAUCCUAGUAUAUUUAUAUCAUGUCCGUAUGCUUAUUUCUGUGUGUAUCAGUGCGUCUAUACACAAUGUAUCCAGCAUUGCAUUUGGAGAGAAAAAGGAAACAUCGCCAACAAUAAGUUUGCUUUGCUGGGACCAACAUAAAGAAUGUGCUGUUUUUUUAAUAAUGAUGGUAAAUGACUAUUUUAUAGCUACCUGGAGGCAUGCGGAGGAAAUGGAAAAGGGUGUUUAGAGUAUUUCAGGAGAUAGAGAAGAAUCAGGAUGUCCUCUGUUUGAAUCUGACCAGAUAUUAACUUACUGACACGGUCAAGUUGACGUGCAUAUAUUUUUAUUUGCUUGUUGGUUAAUUGUGUUGUCAUGAGCAGGGGACUGAGUAACCAAAAAAGAGAGUGCAGGAUGUGUAAGAUGUUGUCAUAAGUGUCAUUUUUCCCUCACCCUUGUGGCAUCACCACAUCUUGUGUUCAAGAUUUGAUUAGCACAGCUUAAACAGGUCACAGGUUUGUUUAGGUGUUUGUUUUUCACAGGGUACAAAAUAUGAAAACAUAUACGUAUAUAGGAAAAACAUGGGUGUGGUUGUUGUGAAGGUAAGAGCGAGUUUCUGCAGGUCAGUAACCGAGUCUAUCUGAAGACACCACAGCAUUGUGCAACAGAAACCUGUGUGUUUGACCUGCUCCAUCGCAGGAUGGAGCAGAGCUGCGGGGCCACCACACAGGCUUUCCUAUUGGUAAUGGGAAUUCAGGAUUACUAUUACGAUUCGUAUAGAGAUUCCCAUAUGCAUUGGCCUUUUACUUUGAUGAUGUUGCUUUGUUUUUGUGGCUUCUUGUUAUAUCAUAAGCUAUAAAAACAUUACUAAUUAAUUGCCAUACAAACACAAUACUGUAGCAAUUGUUUCUUAUUAAGAAAAUUAUUCAACUGAUUGAUUGCUGCCAUUCUUUUUAAAUGAUGAAAAGAAAACCAUGGUAAGUGUUUUCUUUGAACAGUUUGUGUACAGUUUAUUUUUAUAUCAUUCUGGUAGAUGGUCUGGAAAAUAAAUCAAGUACUGAUGAUAUAGCUAUAAGCAUUACCACACUUGUAUAUAAUGUAAUAUUGGAUUGUAAAUUAUAAAUUUAUCCAAGUCAAAAUUAUUGACAAAUGACCACUUAAGGUUGUUAAGUGAAGCACUGCAGGCCACAACCCAGACUUUUUACUUCUAUGAUCAUGUUUUUGUUCACUUGUGUAAACAUUUUGUCACUAUUUUUAAGUGUGCACAUUUAUUGUUCAAAUCAAAUCUAUUUGUACCAGCACUUUAUUUCAUCAGGUCUAGAGGCAGACAGUGGUUUUCAGGUAGUGUGUGGUCUCUGCUGGUGGUUUGGUCAUUAGAGGUCACCUAUUGAUUAUUUACCAUUUGACCGACUCACAAACUUUCAUCAUGCAGUAAUUGAUGUUAACCUCUGCUCUAGAGGCAUAAACAAACUAACAAAACAUUGUCAAUUAAUAGUCCAUGUGAGAUUAAACUUAUUUGACUGAUAAGGUCAAAUCUAUGCUAAGGAAGUCACAUAAAAUGUGAUAUGUUCAAAGGAAAUAAAUGUGUCCUUAUCCAACUUGGCCAUUUCUAGUACAACACCACCUCUUUUUCUUAGUAACUUUAAAUCACUAGCCUACUAGCCUAAAUGUUCGUCAAAUGGUGACCAAACUAGCUGGUAACCAUAAAGUUACUUUGUCGCAGACUGAUUCCCUCUGUGAAUAAUUCUCUGGGCUUUAAUACAUGUGUUUGUUCACAAGUAAGAAAGAUUAUACAAGGGAAAAAAACAACAUGAAAUGAUUGUAAUAUUUGUAAAUGAUCUUGCUGUAAUGUGUAAAAUGUGUCCAAGUUAUUUUUUAUUAUAUUAUUUUUAUGAAACUUUUCCCUCCUAACAGAACUGAGGUGUCAUUUUGUGAAUAAAUGCAUUUAAUAAGCAAACAUCUAUAUAUAAAACAAUACUAUAGUA